CAGACUUGCUCCGGCCUUUCCAGUCCGCGCCCAGCAACGUGCGGGCGGCCCCGCGCCCCAAUCUCAAACCCUUAGAGUCGUCCCCCUCCCCAGCCCCGCGGUGCCUUCACCGCCCGCCGCGCGCCACCCCCAUGCCCGCCGGUCGCCCGGGCCCCGCCGCCCAAUCUGUGCGGUGGCCGCCGCCGCUGCUGUCUUUACUGUGGUCGGCUCUGCUGCUCUGCGUCCUCGGGGUGCCCCGAGGCGGAUCCGGAGCCCACACAGCUGUGAUCAGCCCCCAGGACCCCACACUCCUCAUCGGUUCCUCCCUUCGAGCCACGUGCUCUGUGCACAGCGACACACCUGGGGCUACGGCCGAGGGUCUCUACUGGACCCUCAACGGGCGCCGCCUGCCUCCUGAGCUGUCCCACCUGAUUAACGCCUCUACCCUGGCCCUGGCCUUGGCCAACCUCAACGGGUCCAGGCAGCAGUCAGGGGACAACCUGGUGUGUCACGCCCGAGACGGCAGCAUUCUGGCUGGCUCCUGCCUCUAUGUCGGCUUGCCCCCUGAGAAACCCUUUAAUAUCAGCUGCUGGUCUCGGAAUAUGAAGGACCUCACAUGCCGUUGGACACCUGGUGCUCACGGGGAGACCUUCCUGCAUACCAACUACUCUCUCAAAUACAAGCUGAGGUGGUAUGGUCAGGACAACACCUGUGAGGAGUACCACACCAUGGGGCCACACUCCUGCCACAUCCCCAAAGACCUGGCCCUGUUCACCCCCUAUGAGAUCUGGGUUGAGGCCACCAACCGCCUAGGCUCGGCUCGCUCUGACGUGCUCACACUGGAUGUCUUGGACGUGGUAACCACGGACCCACCACCAGACGUGCACGUGAGCCGAGUUGGGGGCCUGGAGGACCAGCUGAGCGUGCGCUGGGUCUCACCACCGGCCCUCAAAGAUUUCCUUUUCCAAGCCAAGUACCAGAUCCGCUACCGUGUAGAGGACAGUGUGGACUGGAAGGUAGUAGAUGAUGUCAGCAACCAGACUUCCUGCCGCCUGGCAGGCCUGAAGCCUGGCACUGUCUACUUUGUCCAAGUGCGUUGCAAUCCCUUCGGGAUCUACGGAUCAAAAAAAGCUGGAAUCUGGAGUGAAUGGAGCCACCCCACUGCUGCCUCCACCCCUCGAAGUGAGUCCGUCCUCAUCCAGGUGGGAAGGCCUGAAGUUGAAGUAUGCUGUCCUAUAGACUUCCUGAGCCCAUAAUCCUGCAUUCCCUUUCAUGAAAACUGUUGUCUGGCCUUAGUUUCCCCAUCUGUCAGGUUUAGGAGCACAGCCUUGAGGCAAAUGGCCACCUUAGUAUUUUCAGGCAGCAGGGAAGUAGACUCCCAAGCCCCACCCAUCAUGUGACCCCCCCCCCAAGGGAGAGUAAAUUUUCUCCCUUUAGGAUACGGAGCCCUGGGUGCUCUCGCUCUCUCUCCUGUCUGUCUGUCGUCUGUCUGUCUCUCUCUCUCUCUCAAACAUGCACUUCAGUUGGUGACAAUGGAACGAUAGAGAAACUGAGGCCCAGAGUCCCAGAGGCAGGGAGGGUCAGAUCCAGGCUCCAGCCAGAUCCCCAGCCCCCAUCCGGGCCCCUCCAGGUUCUGAGCUGGGUGGGAGGGAGUGCAGCCGGGAGGGGCUGGAGCCUUGGCCCUUGCUCGUGCCCAGCACCUGCGAUUCUUGCACGGGAGCCAGGAGGCGGCUGUGUC
Molecule: messenger RNA, 1717 nt
Organism: Nannospalax galili (Upper Galilee mountains blind mole rat)
Lineage: Eukaryota; Metazoa; Chordata; Mammalia; Rodentia; Spalacidae
Gene: Crlf1
Product: cytokine receptor like factor 1
Exons: 7
Coding region: 132-1235 (367 amino acids)
Biological process (GO): cytokine-mediated signaling pathway
Cellular component (GO): external side of plasma membrane
Molecular function (GO): protein binding; cytokine receptor activity
Source: RefSeq, a predicted model, not a curated record